Messenger RNA from Scleropages formosus (Asian bonytongue), 2445 nucleotides. RefSeq names its product ATPase H+ transporting V1 subunit Ab (gene atp6v1ab). Lineage: Eukaryota; Metazoa; Chordata; Actinopteri; Osteoglossiformes; Osteoglossidae. Gene Ontology annotation, cellular component: proton-transporting V-type ATPase, V1 domain; lysosomal membrane. Gene Ontology annotation, biological process: proton transmembrane transport; ATP metabolic process. The record is from RefSeq and is a predicted model, not a curated record. The coding region runs from base 219 to 2072 and encodes 617 amino acids. Gene Ontology annotation, molecular function: ATP hydrolysis activity; ATP binding; proton-transporting ATPase activity, rotational mechanism. The transcript has 16 exons.
CCCCUCUUCUCCUUCAGCGCUGCGCUUCGCCAGUCGACGAAGGGGAACGGGGUCUCCGCUGUCUCAUUUCAUAAAGUGCCAGGGGAUGGGGGUGUGUGACUGAAGGUCCACAGAGAAGAUCCACUGAGAGCCACGUGUCCAUCCACUUCUUCUUCAGUUCUGCUACCUGAUUUGGAUCGAUACCUCUUAAACACAGCCUGACAGACAUACGACUCGGGAUGGAUUUUUCCAAGCUGCCCAAGAUCCGCGACGAGGACCGGGAGGGCCAGUUCGGCUAUGUGCACGGCGUCUCCGGACCUGUCGUGACAGCGUCCAGUAUGGCAGGAGCUGCCAUGUAUGAGCUGGUACGUGUGGGACACAGCGAACUGGUUGGGGAGAUCAUUCGCUUGGAGGGGGACAUGGCCACCAUCCAGGUGUACGAAGAGACGUCGGGUGUGUCCGUCGGAGACCCAGUCCUGCGCACAGGCAAGCCUCUCUCUGUGGAACUGGGGCCUGGGAUCAUGGGUUCCAUCUUUGACGGAAUCCAGCGUCCCCUAAAGGACAUCAACGACCUGACAAAGAGCAUUUAUAUCCCGAGAGGAGUCAAUAUUGGGGCCCUCAACCGGGACAUCAAGUGGGAGUUCUCCCCCUGCAAAACCCUCCGGGUUGGGAGCCACAUCACAGGGGGGGAUAUUUACGGCAUGGUGUUUGAGAACUCGCUUAUCAAGCACAAGAUCAUGCUGCCACCCAGGAACAGGGGCACUGUCACUUACCUGGCCCCACCUGGGAACUACGACGUCUCUGAUGUGGUGCUUGAGCUGGAAUUUGAGGGCGUGAAAGAGAAGUUCACCAUGGUGCAGGUGUGGCCGGUGCGGCAGGUGCGGCCUGUCACAGAGAAGCUGCCCGCCAACCAUCCCCUGCUGACAGGGCAGCGUGUGCUGGAUGCCCUCUUUCCGUGCGUGCAGGGUGGGACCACAGCCAUCCCUGGUGCCUUUGGCUGCGGAAAGACGGUCAUCUCACAGUCCCUGUCCAAGUACUCCAACAGCGAUGUCAUCAUCUACGUGGGCUGCGGGGAGCGUGGCAAUGAGAUGUCAGAAGUGCUGCGGGAUUUCCCUGAGCUCACAAUGGAGGUGGACGGGAAGGUGGAGAGCAUCAUGAAGAGAACAGCGCUGGUGGCUAACACCUCCAACAUGCCUGUCGCCGCCCGAGAGGCUUCCAUCUACACAGGAAUCACGCUGUCGGAGUAUUUCCGAGACAUGGGCUACCACGUGAGCAUGAUGGCAGACUCGACGUCGCGAUGGGCGGAGGCGCUCAGGGAGAUCUCCGGGCGACUGGCAGAGAUGCCUGCUGACAGCGGGUACCCUGCCUACCUGGGGGCGCGACUGGCGUCCUUCUACGAGCGAGCGGGACGCGUCAAGUGUCUGGGCAACCCCGAGAGGGAGGGCAGCGUCAGCAUCGUGGGGGCCGUGUCGCCCCCUGGAGGUGACUUCUCAGACCCCGUGACAUCUGCCACCCUUGGAAUAGUACAGGUGUUCUGGGGCCUGGACAAGAAGCUGGCCCAACGGAAACACUUCCCUUCCGUCAACUGGCUCAUCAGCUACAGCAAGUACAUGCGCGCGCUCGAUGAGUACUAUGACAAGCACUUCCCCGAGUUUGUGCCGCUGCGCACCAAGGCCAAGGAGAUCCUGCAGGAGGAGGAGGACCUGGCUGAGAUCGUGCAGCUUGUCGGGAAGGCAUCUCUGGCUGAGACCGACAAGAUCACCCUAGAAGUGGCCAAGCUGAUCAAGGACGACUUCCUGCAGCAGAAUGGCUACACGCCCUAUGACAGGUUCUGUCCUUUCUACAAAACGGUGGGCAUCCUGUCCAACAUGAUUGCAUUCUAUGACAUGGCGCGACACGCGGUGGAGACCACAGCCCAGAGCGAUAACAAGAUCACCUGGGCCAUGAUCCGCGAGCACAUGGGAGAGAUCCUCUACAGGAUCAGCUCCAUGAAGUUCAAGGACCCUGUGAAGGAGGGCGAGGCCAAGAUCAAGGCAGACUACGCACAGCUCCUGGAGGACAUGCAGAACGCCUUCCGGAGCUUGGAGGACUAAGCGCCGCUGGACUGGGGAGGGGGAGCAGUGCAGUAUUCCAGCCUGAGUGUGAGCCUCCCUACUGUGUACGGGGAGGGGGGUAUUCGCAGCGUAUCCACAUUCCGGUCUCUUUGUUUGGUUUGUGUUUGUUGUGAGUCGUGUUGUCGUUAACACACGUAUGGGGUCAUGAGCUUUUUACACUGCAGCGACUGCUGACCGCGCAUAUGGGUGUGUGCGCGUGCGUGCGUUCCUUCCUGCUCCAGUUGUCACCCAUGACCCCUGACCUCCUGCUUCCCCAGGUGAUUCCAAGCCUUUGCUGUAGACAUAAUAAAUUCAGUGGAUGUACUUAUUCUCCUUCUGUAAAGAUGAUUAUUAAAAGGUGACUUCAGCACAA